This is a messenger RNA of Gryllus bimaculatus (two-spotted cricket), 243 nucleotides long. The record is from the annotation of a GenBank genome assembly. NCBI's taxonomy places the organism in Eukaryota, Metazoa, Arthropoda, Insecta, Orthoptera, Gryllidae.
GUUCGCCGAAGAUGGAGCAAACUUUAGUUUGAGUACUAGCUAUCCGACAAUAACUGGUCUCACGCUGCAAGAGGAAUAUGACUUGGUUACGUCUUGGGGUCUUACAGAAGCUCACUUGGUACGCUCGAUAAUUCAGAACAAGGAACUAAAAGAAGAUCAUCUACUGACAGGACAAAGGCAUCAGGAGGAGCGACCUUCUAUACAAUCAAAUGCAUCUUCGAAAAGGAAAAGUUCACAAGGACA